Archocentrus centrarchus (flier cichlid) is the source of this 2623-nucleotide messenger RNA. Its product is annotated as restin homolog. Lineage: Eukaryota; Metazoa; Chordata; Actinopteri; Cichliformes; Cichlidae. The transcript has a single exon. Bases 232 to 2256 code for a protein of 674 amino acids. The record is from RefSeq and is a predicted model, not a curated record.
UCAAAGAACCUCAAAACCUUUAAAUAGAAGUAACAAAGAAAUUUAAAGACACAAGUUUUCAGUCUCCACAUCAGUUUGAUCAGUUUGCUUGUUCGCUGCAUUCAAACAUUCAGCAUCAGCUACAAAUCCUCUGGAAGCAUUUGGAAACAUAUUGAUCAGCUACAAAUCCUCAGGAAGCAUUUGGAAACAUCUUGAGCUUUAAAAGAUUCAUUGUAUCAAGAUUUCUAAAAAAUGUCUCAGUACCCGGAGCAGAAAGAUUACACUGGAGCUCUUCACUGCAGUGGUGAGCCAAAUGCCUCAGAAGACACCGAAUUCCUCAGAAGGGCAUUUGAUCGCCUUCAGAAAGAAAACCAAGACCUGCACAAUAUGAUCAAACAAAUGCAGGAGGAAAAGUCCAGAGACAUGAAGGCCCAAAACAAACACUCUGGAGAAAUUACCCAAGAGGACCAACCAGUUAAAGAUCUGCAAUACGAGCCGAACAUGCAGAUCAUAAAUGGAGGUUGGGAAAUACUGCUAAGUAGAGCACAGCAGCAAAUAACACAUUUAAUGCUGCAGAGAAAAAAGGAUGUGGCUAAACUCCAACAAAUGCAGUUCAGGCCCCAAGAAAUGGAGGCACUGCAAUACAACCUCCAAGUCAUGGAGGAACAAUAUAACGAGGAGAAAUACAAGCUCCAAAAACUGCAAGCUCAACAUAAGGAGACACUACGCAAGUUUCAAGACUUGGGAGAAGACCAUGACGAGAUAAAAUGCAAACACCAACAAUUAGAAAGAACACACAAGGAGACACUAUACAAACACCAACAACUGGAAAAAAACUAUGAUCAGGUACUAGGCCAACUCCGACUGCUGGAAGAAGAAGCUGAAGACUCAGAGCGCCAGCUUCUUGAAUGUGAGAAUAAAAAUAACAGUUUGCAAAUAAAACUUGAUCAAACACGGCAAGAAAAUAUAGAAAUACAAGAAGAGAAAGAAGAACAGGAAGCUCAACACAAUGACACACUACGCAAGUUUCAAGACUUGCAAGAAAUUCAUGACCAGACACUGUACCAACUCCAACAAAAGGAUGCACUAGCUGCAGAGACACAAUACCAGCUUCAAGAUGUGACGGCAAGAUAUGACGAGACACAAGACAAACUAAGAAGCUUGGAGGCCAUACACAAAGAGACACAACACAAGCUGGAGGAGAAGUCCAGAGAGCUGGAGGCCCAAAAUAAACACUUGGGAGAAGAACAUGAAGAGAUAAAAUGCAAACACCAACAAUUGGAAAGGACACACAAGGAGACACUAUACAAACACCAACAACUGGAAAAAAAAUUUGAUCAGGUACUAGGCCAACUCCAAAAGCUGGAAGAAGAAGCUGAAGACUCAGAACACCAGCUUCUUGAAAGUGAGAAUAAAAAUAACAGUUUGCGAAUAAAACUUGAUCAAACACGGCAAAAAAAUAUGGAAAUACAAGAAGAGAAAGAAGAACAGGAAGCUCAACAUAGAGAGAUGGAGAGCAAACUCAAAGACAUGGAGACAAGAUAUAAUCAGGAGAUGUCCAGGUUCCAACACCUGCAAGCAGCAGCUAAGAACACACAACACCAGCUCGUCAAAAGUGAGAAAGAAAAGGAACGUUUACAAGUCAAACUUGAUGAAGCACUGCAAAGAAAUGCAGAAAUGCUACGAGAGAAGGAAGAAAAGGAAGAACUGCACAGCGAGAUGCAGCAUGUUCUUCAAGACUUUGAGCAGAGAAAUACUGAACUCCAAGUAUUUCUUGAUGAGCUCAAAGACAAAAAUGUUGCAGUGGAGGCAGAGAGGGUAAAUUUGGAGAAACUCUGCAAUGAGAUGACGUGUAAGCUGCAAGAAAUGAUGGGAAAAAAUACACAACUGCAAGGACUCUGUGACAUAGAACAGAGCAGAAACAAUGAAAUGCAGAAGGAGGCACAACAGCAUGAGAAAAUGCAUAAAGAUAUGCAGUGUGCACUUCAUGAAAUGCAGAUCAGAAAUGAGCAGCUGCAAGACAUGCAUGACGAAUUACAACAAAGCAAUAAAGACAUGCAUGAGGCGAAGAAGGCGCAGGAAGAGCAAAACGUAGAACUGAAGCAAAAGCAUGCAGACAGUGAGAAAAAGCUGGAAGAAGUCGGGAAAAGAUGCAGCAAAUUUGAAGAAGAGAAUGAACAACUCCUGUCUGACGUCAAAAACCUCAUCUUACAAAACAAAGAUUUACAGGAACGCUGCCUGAAAAAGAAGAGAAGACGCUUCUGGUGUUUCGGCUGAAAUUCUUAACCUGAAGAACAACAGCCUGCUCCUCCUCCACCCUUUAUCCAUCUCUCUUCUGAUUUCUUCACCUUUGAAUUGGCCACGACAUUCACCAGCACCAUGUCCUAAACAUUUAUAUACAACUAAAUAUGUCAUUGAGCUUAUCAGUGGUAGGUUUAACACACCAUUCCUCUUUUCCAUCACGCCCCCCCAACCGGUCGCAGCAGAUGGCUGCCCCUUCCUGAGCCUGGUUCUGCCCGAGGUUUCUUCCUUUUAGAAGGGAGUUGUUCCUCGCCACUGUCGCCAAGGGCUUGCUCACAGGGGAUCUUCUGAUUGUUGGGGGGGGCUCUUUAAACCAAGCCCUGAUGAGUUUUCUGGCAUCAAA